AUGCCCGGUCAGACGUAUCCGAUCGGUACUCGCAAGUCAAAGCUCGCUAUGGUGCAAGCGGAGCAGGUGCAACGGGACUUGCAACAGCUCUACCCCGAGCACACUUUCCCCAUCGUCGCCAUGUCGGCCAUGGGGGAUGUCAUCCAGACGAAGCCCCUGCAUCAGUUUUCAUCGCAAAUGGCAAAGGGACUCUGGACGCAGGAACUGGAAGACUUGCUCGCUCGCAAAGAAUGCCGACUCGUGGUAAAUUGUCUCAAAGAUCUACCUACCACCUUGCCAGACGGCUUCAAAAUUACGAGUGUCGGCAAGACGGAAGACCCUCGUGAUGUCGUGGUGAUGGCGAAGCACUGUCCCUACAAAAAGCUUUCAGAUUUGCCGGAAGGCAGCGUGGUGGGCACUUCCAGUAUCCGGCGGUCUGCUCAAAUUAAACGCGCCUGUCCAUACCUCGCCUUCAAGGAUGUCCGUGGCAAUGUCGGCACGCGCCUCGACAAGCUUGACAACCCCGAGCUUGGUUAUUCAUGUCUAAUCCUCGCUGCUGCCGGUCUGGCUCGACUCGGUUUGCUCGAACGAGUGACUGAAUACCUCGAGGCGCCCACCAUGUUUCACUCUCCUGGACAAGGGACACUUGCGUUGGAGAUCUGCGAAGACGAUCUCGAGCUCGCUGAUUUGCUCAAGCCCCUCAAUCACCAUGAGAGUAUGAUUUGCACUUGGGCAGAGCGUUCCAUGAUGCGGUACUUGCAAGGUGGAUGCAGUGUCCCUAUUGGCUGUGAGACCGCCUUCACUGAUGGCAAGCUUUCCAUCACGGCUGUUGUCGUUUCUGUCGACGGCAAGACGGCUGUUCAGGAAUCGUGCGAGGCAAUGGUCGAGACUUACAGCGAGGCAGAACGGCUUGGCGAGGAGGUGGCCGAGAAGAUGGUGGUCAAUGGUGCCAAGGUCAUCCUCGAUGAAAUUGAGCUCACGCGGCACCGAGACUUGGACACUGCGCAGGUGAAUGAUCUCAACAGAGGCAAUGCCGAGCAGGCUCAGCUUGAGGCUUCACGGUAAAAAGCAUUUCGCAUCUUGUAUCUUGUAGAUGCGCAUAUAAUUGUGACGGCUGUCGAGAUGUGUCGCCAUCGU
Molecule: messenger RNA, 1116 nt
Organism: Protomyces lactucae-debilis
Lineage: Eukaryota; Fungi; Ascomycota; Taphrinomycetes; Taphrinales; Protomycetaceae
Product: porphobilinogen deaminase, dipyromethane cofactor binding domain-containing protein
Exons: 1
Coding region: 1-1044 (347 amino acids)
Biological process (GO): heme biosynthetic process
Cellular component (GO): cytoplasm
Molecular function (GO): hydroxymethylbilane synthase activity
Source: RefSeq, a predicted model, not a curated record